Messenger RNA from Vidua macroura (Pin-tailed whydah), 922 nucleotides. RefSeq names its product cocaine- and amphetamine-regulated transcript protein-like. The record is from RefSeq and is a predicted model, not a curated record. Lineage: Eukaryota; Metazoa; Chordata; Aves; Passeriformes; Viduidae. The transcript has 3 exons. Gene Ontology annotation, biological process: cellular response to starvation; positive regulation of MAPK cascade; adult feeding behavior. Bases 251 to 733 code for a protein of 160 amino acids. Gene Ontology annotation, molecular function: neuropeptide hormone activity.
UCUGUCCCCAGUCUGUCCCCAGUCUGUCCCCUGUCUGUCUGUCCCCAGCGCAGCCGCUCGUGCCCCGCCGUGCCCCCGGUCUGUGCCGUGUCCGGGGCCGCUCCGGGAGCGCGGCCGGGCCCAGCCCCGCUCGUGUUUGCUCGGGGAAUUGGCAGCGGCUGCGGCCCGGGGGGGUCACCCGGGGGUCCCUGCCUGCGCGCUGCUGACGUCCGUCCCGGGCCGCUGGCUGGUGGCACCGGUGUCCCCAGGGAUGCCGUGUCCCCCGGGCAGCCCGGUGACGGUGCCGGCCUUUGGGGGGACACAGGCGCCCCGUGUGCGUCACCGCCUGCUCGGGGGUGGCCGGGGGGGGGGUAUAAAGCCGAGCCUGGCACAUCCCGGAGCAUCCAGGGGCGCCGCCGGCACCGGGGACAUGGAGAACGCUCUGCUCUGCCUGCUCUGCCUGCUGGGCUCCGGCCUCGUCCUGCUCGGCACCCCCGAACCGGUACCGGAGCUCCGGCCCACGCUGAGCCUGCCCGGGCACGGCCGGGAGGAGACGGAGCUGGUGGAGGUGCUCCGGGAGGUGCUGGACGAGCUGGGGACGCGGGAGCCGCCGGCGCUGGAGAAGAGGCUGAGCUGGGUGCCCUGGUGCGAGCCCCGGGAGCCGUGCGCGGUGCGGCGCGGGGCGCGCAUCGGGAAGCUCUGCAGCUGCCCCCGCGGCACCUCCUGCAACCUCUUCAUCCUCAAGUGCUCCUGAGGGAGCGGGGACAGCGGGGGACAGCGGGGGACAGCGGGGGACACCAGCUGCCACCCGCCUGCGGCCCGGGCGGGGCAGGGAGGGGGAGCCGCGGGCCCCAGCCCCCUCCCCGCGCCGGGAUGGACCCGCACGGCACCGCCGGUGCCCUGGCCCGUGGGGCUGGCCGUGUCCAGGGACGCAUUAAACCAU